GUGCUACACUACCAUUUUACCAUCAAACCUUCCAGAAAACAUUGUAAAAGAAAUGGAUCAAGCAAACAUCUAUCCCGAAGAAGAAGCAAAAGAGCAACUACUAGAUGCACAAGCUCAUAUAUGGAGGCAUGUUUUCUACUUUCUCAAAUCCAUGGCCUUAAAAUGUGCUAUUCAACUAGGCAUUCCAGACACCAUUCAUAAACAUGGCAAACCAAUGACUCUAAAAGAGCUAGCCAAUUCACUUCCUAUCAUCCCUAACAAAGCUACUUCUCUUUCGCGCUUAAUGCGACUUCUUGUAUCCUCCAAAUUCUUCUCUAUGAAAACUUUAGCCAACGGCGAAGAAGGAUUCGCUCUUAAUUUGAGCUACCAGCUUCUGUUGAAAGAUCACCCUCUUUCACAAGCUCCCUUUGUUAUUGGAAUCCUUGAUCCGCGGCUUGUUGGUCCAUCUCAUUAUUUAAGUAGUUGGUUCGAAAGCGAGGCUGAAUCUUCUUUCCAUAUUGCUUAUGGGAAAAGUGUUUGGGAAUUUGCUGGCCAUGACUUGGAAUUUAAUGAUAUCUUCAACCAAGCCAUGGAAAGUGAUUCUCGUUUUGCUACCAGCUUGUUGGUCACCAACAAUGUUUUUAAAGGCUUAUUUGAAGGUGUUGAGUCAUUGAUGGAUGUCGGUGGUGGUAGCGGGGCGACGGCUAAGGCCAUUUCUGAGGCCAUCCCAUGGUUGAAGUGCAGUGUACUUGAUUUACCACAAGUGGUUGGACGGGUACAAAAAGAUGGUUGCAACUUGAACUUUGUUGCUGGUGACAUGUUUGAGGCUAUUCCUCCUGCUGAUACUGUCCUACUUAAGUGGAUAUUGCAUGAUUGGAGUGAUAUAGAUUGCAUUAAAAUAUUGCAAAAAUGCAAAGAGGCAAUUCCGACCAAAAAGCAAGGAGGUAAAGUGAUUAUCAUUGAUAUAGUUGUGGAUCCACAAAUGAAUAAGAACAAAAACUCUGAUGUUCAAUUAUUACUUGAUAUGGAGAUGAUGUUCGUCACUGGUGGAGGAAAAGAACGAACUAAACAAGAAUGGGAGAAUAUCUUCAUUAUUGCUGGUUUUAGUGAUUUUAUAAUUCUUCCUAUAUUGGGUUUAAGGUCAGCAAUUGUGGUAUAUCCUUCAUAAAUUUGUAUUUUCUGUAUUGGUUUCUAGGAAGAGUGUUGUGGCCAAAUAAUUGAAUGGAUUUUUGUAUGAUAAGCUUUUUGAUUAUGAGCGUGUUAAAAUUGAUUGGUGUGGUUUUGUGUAUUUUUCACUCGUUUGAAGAAACAGUAUGGUAGAAACCUUGUUUUGUAUAUUGAUCAACAAGUUUGACCAUGUAUGAUAUCAAAGAUAUAAAUUUGACUGUUUGGAACGGGUCAA
Messenger RNA from Chenopodium quinoa (quinoa), 1381 nucleotides. RefSeq names its product trans-resveratrol di-O-methyltransferase-like. Gene Ontology annotation, molecular function: S-adenosylmethionine-dependent methyltransferase activity; protein dimerization activity; O-methyltransferase activity. Gene Ontology annotation, biological process: methylation. The transcript is spliced from 2 exons. The coding region runs from base 53 to 1147 and encodes 364 amino acids. Lineage: Eukaryota; Viridiplantae; Streptophyta; Magnoliopsida; Caryophyllales; Amaranthaceae. The record is from RefSeq and is a predicted model, not a curated record.